UAUUUGGUCAAAAAAAUUUAAUUAUACUUUUACCUGGGCUUUGCUUAAAUUAUGUAUGAGCAAAUAGCAUUAACAUUUACUGCUACCUACUGUGUAUGAGCCAUUUGUACAUGUUAUGUUAUCUUAUUUAAUCCUCAUAACAGCUCAGUAAGAAAUAUUCCUGCAGGGGAGGAAGUGGUGAUUCAGAAGUGCAGCCCUUUGCCUAAAUUCAUACAAGUAAACAGAACUCGUCAUUCACUUCCUACAAAAGAAAUCUCACUGUGGGUGAUAACCCAACUGGCAGGACUCCCUUAGAACACACAGUGUGCUCUCUGAGGCUCUAUUCUAAACAUUUAAAUUAUAGAAUCAUUACUAGAGAGCCUCAUGUGUUUACUCACAAACAUUAAUUAAAAGCGCUCAAAUCAUAUAGCUCCAAAUUGGGUUUCAAAAUAAGUUGUUAAAGUAGUACAUUUCUUAGUCAUCUUGUGGCUUAUUGCGCUUCCUGAACCAACUAUUGAUAAACUUCCUCCUUUUCUACAGAAACCAUUUCAGUUUGCUAGAGGACAUUUUAAAUCUAAAUUGAACCAUCCCUUUUGCUUUCUUAGCCAAAUCACCAAAAUGUCCAGUUAGAACAAGAAUUUAGCAUCCUGCAAAAGAAGUUAACAGCUGAGAAAGGAAACAUUGUGAAAUGGAUCCCAAAUAUUUCAUCUUAAUUUUGUUCUGUGGACACCUGAACAAUACAUUUUUCUCAGUGACAAAAGCAAUUGCAAUAGAGAAGCAAACACAGCCUACUUUAUUUAAAUCUGCAAUGCCAUAUGUCUCGGCGAAUUCUCAAAACACAGUGAAUUCUCUGAGUCAACCAACACAACUCAAGAAUGUUUCUUCUGGACAACCAAUACCAACUGCCAAAGUUGCUGCUGGACAACCAACAACAGUUGCCCAUGCCUCCUCUGGAAACCCAACAGCAUAUACUUCUGCUGGACAACCACUUGCCUAUAACAUCACCAGACAACUAACACCAACGGCCAACACCUCCUCCCAACAAACAGUACAUCCUGUGUUCACCUCUGGGAGACAACUACAUACAUCUGCCCACGCUUCUACCAGACAACCGCCACGAUUUGUCUAUAGAUCCACUCAACAACCAUCAACUGUCCACACCUCUUCUAAAAAAUCAGUACCACCGACUAUUCAAAAUCUGUCCAUACAACCAACACCAGCUGUCAAAAGUUUACCUAGGAUUACACCAGGAUUCGUCCCAGAAGAUGUCAGUAACACACAAAGCCCGCAUAAAAGCAAUUCUAAUUCAAUAGCUGCCAUAUUAGUUGGUAUAAUUCUGAUUUCUAUGUUGAUAGCUAUAAUCAUGAUUGUACUAUGUAAGUGCUUGAGAAAACCAGUUUCAAAUGAUCAAAAUUGGGCAGGCAGGUCUCCAUUUGCUGAUGGUGAAACUCCUGAUAUAUGUUUGGAUAACAUCAGAGAAAAUGAAAUAUCCACAAAACGUACAUCAAUUAUUUCACUUAUGGCCUGGAAACCAGGCAAAAGCACACCUUUAGCAGAUGAUUUAGAAAUUAAGUUGUUUGAAUCAAGCGAAAACAUUGACGAUUCCAACCCCAAAACAGAGAAAAUAAAAGAUCAAGGAAAUGGUACAUCUGAGGAUAGUGCUGAUGGAUCAACAAUUGGCACUGCUGUUUCUUCUUCAGAUGAUGCAGAUCUGCCUCCACCUCCUCCUCCCCUUCUUGAUUUGGAAGGACAGGAGAGUAACCAAUCUGACAAACCCACAAUGACAACUGAGUCUCCUCUUCCAAAUGAUUCCACCAGUCUCCCACCAUCUACAGACUGUCUCAAUCAAGUCUGUGAAGAUCAUAAUUCUGAGAACAAAGAGUCACUUCCACCUCCCCUUGACUCACCUAACUUGACACUGCCACAAGGAGAUUUGAUGAAAAUCCUGCAAGAUUCCACCAAUGAGAUCCAAUGUCAGGAGUUCUCUAUUCUUCCUAACUCUGAUCAAGAUGUCAAUGAAUCCCUGCCACCCCCACCUGAAGAACUGUUAUAAAUAUUACAGCUUGUGUUUUAGCUGAUUUUCCAUGCUUUUCAAAGCACUCUCUAUCUUUUGUUUUUCUUCAUGUAAUGAAAUAUAUUAAAUGGCAACUCGUAACUAAUUUUUACCUUUAUCCAGGAACUACCUGAAAUCUGCUCAAAGUCCAUGUGCAAGGUUCCUUAUUUUUAAAAUAUAUGUAACAGUGCUCUAUUUACUGGCUAUAGCAUCUAAUUUUAAUGUAGAGUAUAUUUUACAUAUGUGGAUGGUAUAUAUGUGUCAAUAACUUAACCAUUUUGGAAAGAAACAACCUAUGUAUACUUAGUGUCACCCAAUAGAUUUUUUUUUCUCCUGAAAAGCUGUGUAUCAAGUUACCUUGAAUAAAUAA
Messenger RNA from Miniopterus natalensis, 2402 nucleotides. RefSeq names its product ecotropic viral integration site 2B (gene EVI2B). NCBI's taxonomy places the organism in Eukaryota, Metazoa, Chordata, Mammalia, Chiroptera, Miniopteridae. The record is from RefSeq and is a predicted model, not a curated record. Gene Ontology annotation, biological process: regulation of stem cell division; positive regulation of neutrophil differentiation.